This is a messenger RNA of Macaca mulatta (Rhesus monkey), 740 nucleotides long. RefSeq names its product S100 calcium binding protein A10 (gene S100A10). Lineage: Eukaryota; Metazoa; Chordata; Mammalia; Primates; Cercopithecidae. The record is from RefSeq and is a predicted model, not a curated record. Gene Ontology annotation, molecular function: calcium-dependent protein binding; transmembrane transporter binding; calcium ion binding. Gene Ontology annotation, cellular component: cytoplasm.
UCAGCUGUGAGACCAUGUGGGUGUGGCCGGUUGCAGAUACUCUCGGUGGAUGAUUUGGACAGAACACUCCCUGAAGGAAAAGGAGAACUGUGCCAUCUCAGAGGGCAUUUUCCAAGAGGAAGUGAGUCACACCUGGACUGGCCGCCAGUCUUCAGGAGAGGUUUCUUGACUGAAUUGCGGGCUUCAACAGACCACACCAAAAUGCCGUCUCAAAUGGAGCAUGCCAUGGAAACCAUGAUGUUUACAUUUCACAAAUUCGCGGGGGAUAAAGGCUACUUAACAAAGGAGGACCUGAGAGUACUCAUGGAAAAGGAGUUUCCUGGAUUUUUGGAAAAUCAAAAAGACCCUCUGGCCGUGGACAAAAUAAUGAAGGACCUGGACCAGUGCAGAGAUGGCAAAGUGGGCUUCCAGAGCUUCUUUUCCCUAAUUGCGGGCCUCACCAUUGCAUGCAAUGACUAUUUUGUAGUACACAUGAAGCAGAAGGGAAAGAAGUAGGCAAAAACGAGCAAUUCCCUCCUCCCUGAUAAGAGCUGUCCCAAAGGGUCGCUUGAGGAAUCUGCCCCACAGCUUCCCCCAUAGAAGGAUUUCAUGAGCAGAUCAGGACCCUUAGCAAAUGUAAAAAUAAAAUCUAACUCCCAUUUGACAAGCUGAGAAAGGAAAGUUAAAUACCAGAUAAGCUUUUGAUUUUUGUAUUGUUUGCAUCCCCUUGCCCUCAAUAAAUAAAGUUCUUUUUUAGUUCC